This is a messenger RNA of Anoplophora glabripennis (Asian longhorned beetle), 1334 nucleotides long. RefSeq lists its product as uncharacterized. The coding region runs from base 109 to 510 and encodes 133 amino acids. The transcript has 4 exons. NCBI's taxonomy places the organism in Eukaryota, Metazoa, Arthropoda, Insecta, Coleoptera, Cerambycidae. The record is from RefSeq and is a predicted model, not a curated record. Gene Ontology annotation, biological process: mitochondrial respirasome assembly.
ACGUCAUUGGUCGUUUCCUUUGGUUAAGCACUGCAAGUCAGUAGUGUCACGUACAUGUAUUUUUAUGUGAUAUUAAAUAUUUUAAUUACCUAUUAAGUUAAAGUGAAAAUGAGUACCAAAACGAAAGUAAUAGAAAAAAACGGUGGUUCUAAAUCAUCGUUACCCUCAGUUUGGGUUAGAGCGAUUACAUCUAGUUCGGAAUGGCCAGAUAAGGAAGAAUUUCUAGAUGUUAUCUAUUGGGCCAGACAGGCCUUAGGUGUAAUAUUGGGAAUAGUUUGGGGUUUACUUCCCUUAAAAGGGUUUUUAGGUCUUGUAUUGUUUGUUUUAAUUAAUGCUGGAGUCAUAUAUUUUUACUUUACUAACUUUCAAAGUGUAGACGAAGAUGAAUAUGGAGGUGCAUGGGAACUGACGAAAGAAGGAUUCAUGACGUCUUUCGCAGGUUUUCUUGUUACCUGGAUAAUAAUAUAUUCUGGUUUGUAUUACGAAGCAGAUAAAUUAACAUCAGAAUAGACCCAGGCAAUGGUAGCAAAAAACUAUUUCCAAAUUGUACGAAAACGUAUAUUUUUUUAAGAAGAGACAAAAUUUAAACUAAAAUUUUAUAUAUAAUUGUAGGAAUAAUUCUGUUUAUAAGUUAUACAUAUAUUCUAUCGUCUAAAUUUUUCAGUUUCUUCUUUGAAAAAAUGUAGUGUACUAUUAGUGUUAAAUAUGUAUAUACUAGUGUUAUUUAUAUGUAUGUAUAAAAAUUUUAUAGAAUUCUUAUAAUAAAGAUGCGAAAAUAAAAUAGGGGUGCCAAAUAUGUCUGAUAAGUGAGAUUAUCAUUUCAUUGAUCGUAUUUCUUAUAAAAAAAAAAAAUUGGAAGUGCAGAGCCUUCAUAAGUGUUUAUGAGCCACGGACAGUCAAAUUUAGGCAACCAACAUUGCACGGCUGGUAUGGUCGACUAAAAAAACCCUUAUAUCUUAGUGUCACCAUGAUUCGUUUACAAUGAACUAUGACAAACCGUUAUGUUUAUGUUUGAUUUAAUAGAAUCACGUGAAAAAUUACGACGGCCGGUGGAACAGAAUUUUGUGUUUUAAUAUAAUCUUGAUUUCACUGUUUUAAUUUGACCACAAUUGAAUUGCCAAUGAGAAGGAAAUAAAAUGACUUCCAAACAAAAUUAAUGGUCAUGUGGCCCGCAAUCAUUUAUGCCGGCCUGUAUAUAUAUAUUUUCAAAUCGUGUUAUCUAUUUUUUAAUACAUUUUGAAUGUAUCAUUAUUAUAAAGCUUAUAAAGCAAUGUCAACUUUCUCAGUACUAAAAAUUCAUUGUCACUUUCAUAAAUAUACCAUAAUUAAAUUUU